This is a messenger RNA of Gordionus sp. m RMFG-2023, 2868 nucleotides long. RefSeq lists its product as uncharacterized. Bases 107 to 2677 code for a protein of 856 amino acids. NCBI's taxonomy places the organism in Eukaryota, Metazoa, Nematomorpha, Gordioida, Chordodea, Parachordodidae. The transcript is spliced from 17 exons. Gene Ontology annotation, cellular component: precatalytic spliceosome. Gene Ontology annotation, molecular function: zinc ion binding; double-stranded RNA binding; single-stranded RNA binding. The record is from RefSeq and is a predicted model, not a curated record.
AUAGUAACUAAGUUCAAUUCUAGAAUAUCGUAUGUAAUUGGGAAAUUUGAUUAAAUAAAUAUAAAUCUUCCAUUUAACGAAUAAAAAAUUCUAACAGUAUUAUCGGAUGGAGCCUAGUAAAUACGUGGAUACCGUCUCAAUUGAUACAAUAGAUAAAUUAAAAGAUGUUCAUGCACACAAUCCAAUACCAGCUCCAAAUGAUAAUAAUUUAACAAUAGAAAAAGAACAAAAUAUUUCAAAAUUAAAUCAACAUGUUACAACAGAGGAAUCCUUGGUAAAAUGCACAAUAAAAUCAGUAAAUCAAAUUGACGAAAAUUUAAAUGUAGAAAAAGUUGAUAAAAAAUUGAACACUAAAACACCCUAUAAAUCACUUUUAUCACUAGUUCCAGAAGCCUCUAAAAUCAAUACUUCCAAUGAUAAAUUGAAAAACAGGCAGGGAGAAAUGGAGGAACUAAAUGUUUCAAGUGACCAUGUUAUGGAAGAUGGUGAAGCAAGUGAAGAUGAUUUAAACAAAUUCGAGAAAAUUAAUGACAUAGGAAUAGGACUUUUUAUGGAUAACUUCAAGCAAGAUUUGGAAGUUCAUGUUAAAACCGAUAAAGAGCUCCAAAAAUUGGACAUUAUUGCAAAAUUACGUGAUGAAACAUUUAAUUUAGACGAAGAAAAAGAAAAAAAGAAUGUCAUUUUGAACCAAUUAACCAGAGAAAGUUAUGAGAAUAUGGGCAAUGACUUACCCUCUGAUUUUAUAUCCAAAAAGCACCAGAAGCAAAAAUUAAAUGAAGAUAAAAAAAAGCCCAAAAAUGUUUUGAGAAUUCAAAAAUACUAUGGCGAUUUAUAUGAGCAUCAUGAAAACGGGGGUGGAGACUCCUUUAACCCAAUCUCCAAUAAAAUGUCAAGUGCUAUUCCUGAAUUGGCUAAGGAUCUGGGCAAAAACGAAUUUUAUUGCCAGUUAUGCAAUGUAAGGAUGAAUGGGACUCAAAGUUUCGAAGCACACACUAAAGGCUCUAAACAUUUUAAAAAAAUGAAGAAAACCAAAGAAAAUAAUUUAGUCAUGGCCGCACAACUACCAUGCAUCGAUUUUCCGAUUUAUCCCGACAGAAAGGGUUCCUCUCUUGAUAAGAAGUCCUCUGCUACUAAAUGUUUACUCACAUUGGAACCUAAAAAAGAGAUGGAAUUGAAUAUUGAAGCUAAAUUGAUCUUGAUUGAAAAGCCUUUAAUUGGGUUGCAGUUCGUUGUGGAAUAUUUUUACGAAGGGGAUAAAACUAGUGAACCAAAGUAUUUUUGUGAACUAUGCGAUAAAAAGUGUGAUCUGAGGACACUCGAAUUCCAUGUAAUCGGUUACAGCCAUCGCUGGUCCUACAUCAAGCUCAAACAUCCAUAUUACGCAAAUGAGAUUAGAGAAUAUGGGUCAAGAAAACAAGAUCGAACUGAUGCUAUUGAGGAAUAUUCUAAUAGAAUCGAGGCGGAAGAAGGAUUUUCCAGAAAGAUUAAAAAGUCAAUGACGGUGAGCAACACAAAAAUCUUGACAAUAGAAGAUGCUAUGCAUUCAGAUUUGGCUUCUAGCAAAACAGUUGACAAAAUUGUGAAAAGUCAAAUUGUAAGUUCUCGCUCUAAUAAAGAUGAUAAAAAGAGUGACGGAUCAAGCCAUCAAUUAGAUCUGGUCAACGAUUUCUUAAACAAAGCGUCUCACAGUAGACCCGUCGAUAUAAGCUUCAAUCACACCUCAAAUUAUAGAGAUAUCAAUAUUACUCGGAUUCCCUCACCCGUUAGAAAAAAGACGAUAUUUGCCCCCGAAGAUCAGCAGCAUUCUCGUCACCCUCACCCAAAAGUUGCAAAUUCAUGGCAAGUUAUUACUGCCAAUAAGCAUAUUUUACCUCAGUUACCCUUAAUCAAAUUACCAUCUAAUCAUGAAUCCGCACCUUUGAUGUCAGAAGAAAUGGCUGACGAACAAGAGUUCAGGGAAUUUAUACUAUACAAGCGUCUUAAAAGAAAAUUUGAUUCAGAGGCCGGACAAUCCAUCAACAUCCCUCCUACUAACAAUUAUGUUCAAACCGAUCCUAAUAUUAAUAUAAAUAGAAUUGACCAUUCGUACAGUCCUAAUAAUAAUGAGCAUCCAGAAAACGAAUCUUCAAAUAAUUUUAGGAAUAUCAAUAGCCUGAAUCAAGCGAAUGACGCCAUGAGACAACUUAUUUCUAAAAUGGAAGGGAACCACAACCGCGAUGGUAAUUUGAGAGCAGCCGAGGAAUUUAUUUACAACCCAAGACCGAAUUUAAACUCUUUUUCAUCUAAGGAUUAUCCAGUCCCUGCACGUCAUAUAGACCAUUCACUAGGCCUAGAUAGAAAUUACAGGCAACCACUCCCUCAACCUCUAUUACAAAUGAUCCCUCCUAAUCCCAAUAUUCCCAACCUUAAUGCCAAUAACAAUAACCGUUUCAUGAGGGAUAUGAUGGACAACAUCAUGAAUUCCAUAAAGAAAAAGAAGCAUUUUAACCCCCUAUCAAACCAAGUCAGCAAUAUGUAUAGCGCUAACGAGAAUUUCGGGGGAAACAGAAUCACACAAUUAGCUCCCUUAUUCCCUAAUCACAACAACCCUGCUAACCGAAACAGGAACGAGAUGAAUCAAAAGAUUGAUAACUGUAUCAGAACAUUAAUCAAAAAAGGAGGACCAUCAAGGCGAUAAUACAAAUUUGGAGCCCUUAAAAUUAAAAAAAUUAUUUUAUCACAUCGAUUUAUAAUAUAACAUAGAUUAGUAAAAUAGUAUACUAAAACUUAUCGGAAAUUUUUCGAAUAAAGAUGAAUUUAGUAGAUAUUUUGGAUAAAAGAUGAAAAAAUUUCAAUAAUACAAACUGUAGAUCUGAUGGAUUUUUUAAU